Symbiodinium necroappetens is the source of this 816-nucleotide messenger RNA. NCBI's taxonomy places the organism in Eukaryota, Dinophyceae, Suessiales, Symbiodiniaceae. The record is from the annotation of a GenBank genome assembly.
AUGCCACCUUGUGAGGGGGCCCCCGUGAAGUUUGGUGAUGCCAGCAAGUGCAAGCAGAGCGAGGAGGAGAUCCGCCAGGCGAUGCACGAAGCCAAGGAGAUGUGCUUCAGCAAGCUCCAGGAGCUGUACGACUUGCAGAUGGAGUUGGGGAAGUGCGCGGCAAGCAUCACUGAGACCAAGAAGGAGGUGGAGGAGGAUCGCCAGCCCCUGCAGCACAUUCAGCAAGAAGCUGAGGAGUGCGAGAAGGCGAAGGCCAAGAAGGAGUCGGAAGAGUCCUUGGGCUUAGGCUUAAGCUCCGAGAAAGAGGGAUCACACGAGUUUUGCCCCGCCUACAUCUCAGAGCUGGAGGCUGGGCUGAAGGACUACACUUUGGCCGUGGGGAACUGCAUCUCCGUGCAGGUCUCCGCCAGUGUGAAAAUCCCAGAGAUCAACAUCGAGCUGCCUGAGAUCAAGGUGGGCCAGGUCCACGAGGGUUCCUUCGAUGUGCAGAUUCCCAACUUCGAGGCACCGGACUUCACGGGUGACAUUGUGGUGCCCGGCGGCGGUGGCAAGCUGAAUGUGGCUGUAAGCCAUGAAGGCCAGACGCAAGGUCACGCGGAAGAGCCUCAAGAGGCGAAGCUGACCUUCGACCAGCGAGUGGCGAACAUCAAAUCGGACAUUAAGUCAUGCGAAGAGGCGAAGACGAAAGUGGUAAAGACAAAGGAGGAGGUUGCCGGCAUGAAGACAGACAUCGUGCAGCAGAAGGAGAAGGCCUGCAAAGAAGCCGGCAGCUUGCUCCAGACUGGUACCAGCCCGGAGGCGAGCGUCGCCAUCCAG